Phycomyces blakesleeanus NRRL 1555(-) is the source of this 213-nucleotide messenger RNA. RefSeq lists its product as hypothetical. Lineage: Eukaryota; Fungi; Mucoromycota; Mucoromycetes; Mucorales; Phycomycetaceae. The coding region runs from base 1 to 213 and encodes 70 amino acids. The record is from RefSeq and is a predicted model, not a curated record. The transcript is spliced from 2 exons.
AUGCUGAAUCAGGCAAGAGCCAGAGACAGAGCCGGUAUAACAGUUGAAGACUGGAGCAGAGUGGUGUGGUCAGAUGAGUCCACAUUUACGGUAAAGAGCAAUACUUCUGACCCGCCUAAAUUGAAUAAAGAGUAUGGUAUCAUGUCUACCUUCCAAGAAGACUACCUCGACUGUUAUACUAGCUCAUAUAAAACAUGGUGGAAGAAACGUUAG